CCUCCUCCUCCUCCUCCUCCUCCUGCUUCCCCCGCUGGGAAGCUCCGAGGCAGCAGCCGCGCGGAUGUGAAAGUCCCCGGCUAGGGAGGGCAGGCUGCGGGGCCGGAGUAGGAGGCGGACAGGACUUGGGCUGCGGACGGGCGUCACGAGAGCUGCUCGAGCCGCGCAGGAAACAGGUUUAGCAUCGCGUGCCCCCUCCCUCCCCACUUCCCACCAGCUCCCCCCACUCGCCCGCCCCCCUCCCCAGUCCCUGCCCCUCCCUCCCGGCUCUCCGGCUGCUCGCUCCGGCGGCUCCAAAUGCACUCGGCUGCGCUGCAGCUCAGGAGGCGUCUGGAUGGCUCCUCCUGCCACGGGGGGCGCAGCCCGUAGCCCCCGGCUCCUGGGGGUGACGACCCCCCUGCCGCUGCCGCUACUGCUGCUGCUGCUGACGCCACUGCUGGCGGGGAGCUCCGCGCUGGAGAUCCAGAGGCGAUUCCCCUCGCCCACCCCGACCAACAACUUCGCCUUGGACGGCCCCGGCGGGAAGGUGUACCUGGCGGCAGUGAACAGGCUCUACCAGCUGUCGGCCAACUUGAGUCUGGAGGUAGAGGAGGCUGUGGGGCCGGUGCGGGACAACCCCUUGUGCCACGCCCCGCAGCUACCCCAGGCCUCCUGCGAGCACCCCAAGAUGCUGACCAACAACUACAACAAAAUCCUCCAGCUGGACCCUGGACAGGGCUUGGUGGUGGUCUGCGGCUCCGUCUACCAGGGCUUCUGCCAGCUGAGGCGCCUGGGCAACAUCUCGGCGGUGGCUGUGAGCUUCCCCCCGACGGCGGACGGCGCCGAGCCGGUGGCAGUCUUCCCCAGCAUGCUCAACGUAGCGGCCAACCACCCCAAUGCCUCCACAGUGGGCUUGGUGCUGGAGCCGCCGUCGGGGGUCCUCGGAGGUGCCAGUCCUGGGGGAACCAGGCUGCUGGUGGGAGCCACCUACACAGGCCUCGGGAGCCAGUUCUUCCCCCCCAACCAAAGCCUGGAGGACCACCGCUUUGAGAAUACCCCUGAGAUCGCCAUCCGCUCCCUGGACACGCGUGGCGACCUGGCCAAGCUCUUCACCUUUGACCUUAACCCCUCCGACGACAACAUCCUCAAGAUCAAGCAGGGGGUCAAGGCUCAGCACAAACUGGGCUUCGUCCGCGCCUUCCUGCACCCGGGCAGCAGCGGCGCCCCAGAGACACCCCACGGACGCGACGGACCCCAGAUGCCCGCAAAUCCCGCCUACGCCUACCUGGCCCUAAACAGCGAGGCCAAAGCUGGAGACAAGGAGAGCCAGUCUCACAGUCUGCUGGCCCGCAUCUGCCUGGGCUGGGGACCGGCCGGGGGCCCUGGCGGGGCGGCCGCGGAGACCAAGAAGCUCACCGAGUCCUACAUCCAGCUGAAGUUGCACUGCGGAGGGCAGGCGGGCGGCGAAGUCUUCAACCGUCUGGUGUCCGUGUUUCCGGCGGCGCCGGGGCCGAGCCGGCCGGAGGACCUGCUGUUCGGGGUGUUUGAGCGGGCGGCACCGGGCGGCACCGGGGCAGCCACGACACGCGCGCAAUCUGCCCUCUGUGUGUUCCGCUUUAGAGACAUCGAGGGCGCGAUCCGGGCUGCUCGGAACGCGUGCUUCGUGGACCCCUCGCCCGAUGUGGUCGCGGUCCUGGAGAGCGUAGUCCAGGGCACCGGGCCGGCUUGCGAGAAGAAAAGGAACAUCCAGCUCCAGCCAGAGCAGCUAGAUUGUGGUGCUGCCCAUCUCCAGCAUCCGCUGUCCAUCCUGCAGCCUCUCAAGGCCACACCAGUGUUUCGCUACCAGGGACUAACUUCUGUGGCUGUGGCCAGUGUCAACAACUACACUGUUGUGUUCCUGGGAACAGCCAAUGGGAGACUUCUCAAGAUCAACCUGAAUGGUACCAUGGACAUGAUGAGCAGGAAGUCUAUCACAGUGGCUUAUGGGGAAGCAGUCCACCACAUCAUGCAGUUUGAUCCCAUAGAUCCCAGCUACCUCUACGUGAUGACGUCCUACCAGAUGGCCAGGGUGAAAGUGGCUGUGUGUGAUCAGUACACAACCUGCACAGACUGCCUGGCAGCUGAGGAUGCCUACUGUGGCUGGUGUGCCAUGGAGACCAGGUGCUCCCUCCAGCAUGAGUGUGCCAACUCUACUCAACCCCAUUUCUGGACCAGUGCCAGUGAGGGCAUCCAGCGCUGCCCAUCCAUGACCAUCCUGCCCUCAGAAAUCAAUAUCCACAAGGCAUAUUCAGGUAUGAUCAUCCAAAUCAGUGGGAACAUGCCCAGUCUGAGUGGGAUGGAGAUGGCCUGUGACUAUGGGAAUGGCAUCCACACUGUGGCCAAGGUCCCUGGCCAAGACUUCAGCCACCAGAUCGCUUUCUGCAACUUCCUUCCAAGGGACAAGUAUCCUGACUUCCCAUCAGACCAAGACCACGUGACCGUCCAGACAGCUGUGCAAGUCAAUGGCAGAAACAUCGUCUGGGCCAAUUUCACCAUCUAUGACUGUACACGCACGGGAAGAGUCUACCCACAUACAGCAUGCACCAGCUGUCUGUCCACCCGAUGGCCCUGUUUCUGGUGCAUUCAGCAGCAUACCUGUGUCUCCAAUGUGUCAGAGUGUGGGAACACACCGAACCUCACAGACAGCCAGGGCUGCCCCAGGAUCCUGCCUAUGCCACUAGCCCCAGUGCCCACAGGAGGCCUGCAGAACAUCCAUGUCUCAUUGGCCAACACUGACUUCAUCUCCCAGGAUUUGUCACUGGCGUGCAACUUUGGAAGCGAUGAGAACUUUGAAGCCACAUGGGUCAACGCCUCAGAAAUUCAGUGUAGCAAUGUCGUGCUCCACACCCCUCAAAGGAGCCAGAUUUUCCCAGUAAACCUUCAGCUAAAGGGCAAACCAGACCGAUUUAUUGACAGCCCCGAGAAGAUGACAGUGGAGGUCUACAACUGCGCCAUGGGGAGCACAGACUGUUCUCAGUGCAUGGGGAGAGAGGACCUGGGCCACCGAUGUAUCUGGAAUGAGGGCUGUCGACUGAAUCAGAAUCCCCAGCCAGUCACAACCACCUGCCCUGCCCCAGAGAUCAGGAAGAUCGAGCCCCUGAGCGGCCCCCUGGAAGGAGGGACCCUUCUGACGAUCCGUGGGAAGAACCUAGGGCGCAGAUUCAGCGAAGUGGCCCACAGCACAUGGAUCGGCGGUGUGGCCUGUGAACCUCUCGAAAGCAGAUACAUCGUCUCUGAGGAGAUCGUUUGCUGGACUGGCCCAUCACCCAGCCCCUUUUCUGAUGUCAUAACUGUUAACGUGAGCAAAGAGGGGAAGUCGAGGGAACGCUAUUCCUAUGUGCUUCCAGUUGUCUAUUCCAUGGAACCAGAUAUUGGCCCAAAGGCUGGGGGCACCAGAGUGACUAUCCGAGGGAGUGACCUUGGAGUGGGAUCUGAACUCCAUGUCCUGGUCAAUGACACCAAACAGUGUUUGAAUCUCGUGCGCACUGACAGCACCAUCACCUGCACCAUGCCAAGAGGGGAGCUGCUUGCCACUGUCCGUGUCUGUGUGCGUUUCGAGCACAAAUCUUGCAUCGGCGGCAACAUUACUUUUGACUACAUGAGGGACCCAAUCAUCACAGCCAUCAGUCCCAGAAGGAGCCCAGUCAGUGGAGGGAGAACCAUCACUGUGGAGGGCAGUCGGUUCGACAUGGUGCAGAACGUGUCCAUGAUGGUGAAUUACAUUGGCAAGGAGCAGACGCUCUGUAAAGUUCUUAAUUCCACCCUAAUCACCUGCCCCUCCCCUGGGGCCACAGCCAACAAGUCAGCACCUGUGAAUUUUUUCAUCAAUGGGCAACCAUAUGAGGAUGAGCAGGUCGCCAUGGAAGACCCUGGAGAACCUAAGAAUUUGCUUCCCAGCAGCAGGUUCAGCCUGGAGUAUCUACCUGAUCCCCAGUUCUCCACUGCCAAGAGAGAAAAAUGGAUUAAACACCAUCCAGGGGAGCCUCUCACCCUGGUCAUCCACAAAGAGCAUGACAACCUGGGUCUGGAGUGCCGCGAGUAUCAAGUGAAGAUUGGCCAGACUUCCUGCGAGAUCCAGAUUGUCUCGGACAGAGUUAUUCACUGCUCAGUCAACGAGUCCCUGAGCACCUCGGAGGGGCACCUGCCCAUCACGAUCCAGGUUGGGAAUUUCAACCAGACCAUCGCCACCCUGCAGCUGGGCGGGAGCGAGACAGCCAUCACCGUCUCUGUUGUCAUCUGUAGCGUCCUGCUCCUCCUGUCCAUCGUGGGGCUGUUUGUUUUUUGUACCAAGAGCCGCAGAGCUGAGCGAUACUGGCAGAAAACUUUACUGCAGAUGGAAGAAAUGGAAUCCCAGAUCCGUGAAGAAAUCCGGAAAGGCUUUGCUGAACUGCAGACAGAUAUGACGGACCUGACCAAGGAGCUGAACCGAAGCCAGGGCAUCCCUUUCCUGGAAUACAAGCACUUUGUGACUCGCACUUUCUUCCCCAAGUGUUCCUCCCUCUACGAGGAGCGAUACAUACUGCCUUCUCAGCCGCUCAACUCCCAGGGGGGAGCUCAGGUCCAGGAAACUCAUCCGCUACUAUUGGGGGAGUGGAAAAUCCCCGAGAGCUGCCGGCCCAAUAUGGAGGAAGGGAUUGCCUUGUUCUCCACCUUACUCAACAACAAGCAUUUCCUCAUUGUCUUUGUCCACGCUUUGGAACAGCAAAAGGACUUUGCCGUUCGAGACAGGUGCAACCUGGCCUCCCUGCUCACCAUCGCCUUGCAUGGGAAGCUGGAAUAUUACACCAGCAUCAUGAAGGACCUGCUGGUGGACCUCAUCGAUGCCUCUGCCUCCAAGAAUCCCAAGCUGAUGCUUCGCCGGACAGAGUCUGUGGUAGAGAAGAUGCUCACCAAUUGGAUGUCCAUCUGCAUGUACAGUUACCUGCGGGAGACUGUGGGUGAGCCCUUCUUCCUGCUCCUGUGUGCCAUCAAACAGCAGAUCAACAAGGGAUCCAUCGACGCGAUCACUGGGAAGGCUCGCUACACGCUCAAUGAGGAGUGGCUGCUGAGAGAGAACAUUGAAGCCAAGCCCAGAAACCUUAACGUGUCCUUCCAGGGCUGUGGCAUGGACUCUCUGAGUGUUCGGGCCAUGGACACAGACACGCUGACUCAGGUGAAGGAGAAGAUCCUGGAGGCUUUCUGCAAGAAUGUGCCCUAUUCCCAGUGGCCUAGGGUGGAGGAGGUUGACUUGGAGUGGUUCGCUUCAAGCACCCAUAGUUACAUUCUACGAGACCUGGAUGACACUUCCGUGGUAGAAGAUGGCCGAAAGAAGCUCAAUACUUUAGCACAUUACAAGAUUCCUGAAGGAGCUUCACUGGCCAUGAGCCUGACAGACAAGAAGGACGCCACUCUAAGUCGAGUGAAGGAUUUGGACACUGAAAAAUAUUUUCAUUUAGUGCUUCCUACUGACGAAUUGAUUGAGAGUAAGAAGUCACACAAGCAAAGCCAUAGGAAGAAGGUUCUCCCUGAGAUCUACUUGACUAGGUUGCUUUCAACCAAGGGCACACUGCAGAAAUUUCUGGACGACCUGUUCAAAGCCAUCCUCAGCAUCCGGGAAGACAAGCCUCCCUUGGCCAUCAAGUAUUUCUUUGAUUUCUUGGAAGAACAGGCUGAGAAGAGAGGAAUCACAGACCCAGAUACUUUGCACAUUUGGAAAACCAACAGCCUACCUCUGCGAUUCUGGGUCAACAUUCUGAAGAACCCCCAGUUUGUCUUUGACAUCGACAAGACUGAUCACAUAGAUGCCUGUCUUUCUGUCAUUGCCCAAGCCUUCAUUGAUGCCUGCUCCAUCUCCGACCUACAGUUAGGCAAGGAUUCACCAACCAAUAAGCUUCUAUAUGCCAAGGAAAUUCCUGAGUACAGGAAAAUUGUUCAAAGAUACUACAAACAGAUUCAUGAUAUGACUCCUCUCAGUGAGCAGGAAAUGAAUGCCCACCUUGCUGAAGAAUCCCGGAAAUAUCGGAAUGAGUUCAACACUAAGGUUGCCAUGGCUGAGAUUUACAAAUAUGCCAAGAGAUACCGUCCUCAGAUUAUGGCAGCAUUAGAGACAAAUGCCACCACUCGAAGGACACAGUUGCAGCAUAAGUUUGAACAAGUCAUUGCACUCAUGGAAGAUAACAUCUAUGAAUGCUGCAGUGAGGCCUGAGACCUUCUCCUAGUCGGGCUGGCCCUGCCCUACCCCCCACCCCCAGAAGUGACCUUCUGCUAUCCAGUGCACUGCUAACUCUGAGACGUCUUUUUAAAAAAAAGUAUAUAUAUAUAUAUAUAUAUGAAUAUAUAUAAUAUAGACAAUAAAUAUCUAUUUUAUGGUGUGCUGUAUGGUAAAGAAGAGAAAAAAAGAAGAAGAAAGCAACCCAGGGACAAAACCCCAAAAUGCAGGAUAGGAUGGGUGACCCACUGAAGCCAUUUUUUGUCCUUUCUUUGAUUCAUUUUAUUUUUUAAACCACUUGCACAGCCCCAAGGCUGAAGAAGAACAGAGAUGUCUACUAGGACUUCACCGAAAAUUCUUCCCUCCACUGGGGCAAUCAGUUCCCCACAGACUCCCCCUAGGGAGAAGAGCUGAUCACCCAGAAAGAGAGAAUGCUGGUCCAAGCUGAGCCACAGCUGGACCACCUCUGGCCACUGCCUCCUUGCCCACCUUAGUCCUUUGUCAUCAUCUUCCUUCUGUCCAAGCUACCGACACGUGGUCUCUUUGUCCAUUACCAUUUCUACAGAGAUGCCUGGCCCAUAGGUGGAUGGCAAGGGAGAGAGAAUAGAUGGAAUGAUGCCAUGGACCCAACUGAAGCUAGAGAAUCGAGGGACUUAGAGGGGUAGAAAUCUGUUGCUUCUACCCUCUAAGUUCUGCUACCUUAACUCUUUGCCCAGACUCUGGGGCGACUGGUACCCAGCAGAGAGCUGGCCCACAGAAUGAAGAAUAUGCAACUCACUUCCUGAUGGGUGAACCAUCCCCAGCCUCUACCAAGCACACUCAUUCCAGGGCGUAUCCAUCCUGUCCCAAUGGCCUCAAGAGAGAGUGCUAUCUCAUAGAUGCAGUGGAGUGGGGGGAAAAAUAUGGAUUUGGAUUCAGAGAUCUUGGUUCACAUUCUGGCUCUGCUGCUUCUUGCCUCUGUGACCUUGGAUGAGUCAUUGGGCUUCCCUUUCCUUAUGUGAAAAGAGAAAGGGAAGGAUGUAGGAGUAGUGACCUCUAAGGUGCCUUCCAGCUCUAAGACCUAAGAUCUUUGUGACAAGGCAAAGAAGAAUGUGUGUUUGGGGAGAGAGGGCUGGGGCCUCAGGCCCUGGGAUAACCUGUAUCUGGGGAGAUACUCUACUCUAUCCUCCAGGAGAGAGAUAAAUUUCCUUCCAUCCUACAUCCCAGAAUGGCUGGAGUUUAAGUCCAGGCCCUGGCUCCAUUCAGGCUAAGAGCCAGGCAAAAGGAGAAGCCUUCGUUCUGAGGCAUCUUGCGCAUCCAAGAAAUAUUCCUGGGCACAGAUUGAGAACUCCAGGGAUAUUUUUCCUAAUUCUCACACCACUGUUCCCCUGAUCCCACUUCAUCCAGCCUCUGAACUUGUCUCCACCGACAUUCCCAAAGGAGCACACACACACUCACCCUUCCCAAAGCCACUUGCGCCUUCCAGGGACUUAGAACUGCACAAAGGUUGACUCCAGACCAGGACAGCUGGAUGGACCGUGUGGAAGGCCAAGCAGAGGACGGGUAUCGGGGCUCUGACUGUCCCCAUGACCAAAGGGGGACCAGCGCCAACCAACUACUACCUCAUCCAAGCUAGGCCCUGGAGGGGAGAUGCUGGCAUCGACCGCAGUGGUGCCACCAGCCUUAACAAGCAAAUGGCCAUUUUAUUUGUUCUUUGGUUCAGUGACAACAAUGAAAUCCCCAAGUGAAUGGGGAGGGGGUUGGUUUGCAGGCGUGUCACCUAGAUUUGCAGUUUCCAAGGCGCCUGCUGGGCAUUCCUACCCGGAUGGUGACAAUUUCAAAUUUCACACGGAGGGGACGGGCUGAUGGAAGCUGAGAUGGUGAGAACAUAUGGAUGAGAAGCUGCCUUCCAUGACAAGUGGGAAGCUGGGCCUGUAUAUAUAUUCCACCACAAACCAGUUCUCCCUUGUCUACGUGUCUGGAAUAAUGUACUGGAUGGAUGGACGGACCAGGGUUCUGCAAGUAGCCAGACCCAGAGAGGAGGAGGGAACAACAGAGGGGGCCAAGAGACACUAGGGAAUUAAAAGAGGCGGCUCUGAGAGCACGUCUCUUGGAGGGGAGGAAUUUCCAGAUGAACCAGGGUUGUAGCUGGGCUACGCUGGACUUUCAGAAGAGGUUUCUAAAAAUAGCACCACUUUUUUUUUUGCUAAGUUUUUUAUAAGAAAAAAACACACACACAAAUCACACACAAACUGUGAAUAGCAGCCAGAUUGCGUGAAGGAUACAGAGGCUGAUGAGAAGGAAUGAAAUGGGAAGAUGGGAAUUUUGUAGCAAAAAUGGGAGGAAACAGUGGUCCUCCCUAGCCCCUCGGACCUAGAAGUGCCUGGGAUGGGGGCGAUCUUCACUUAACACUGGAAAGGUAACACUCCUCAGAAAGCAGUGCUCCUCACAGAGGUGACAGAGGGAGGUUAUACCCCAAUUCCCCACUCCCCAGUUAAAAAGCCAAAAAAGCAUUUUUAAUUAAAGAUACCCCACCCCACGAACCCUCACACUGGUCCUUUCAAGGGAGGGAGACCAAGCCCCUGGUUUUUCUUUCCUUUUGUGGAAUGAUGGGCAAAGGGGAUCUAUACUGCUGUUCAAGAGGAUGGGUGGGGAGGGAGGGAGCUUUGGAAACUUCUUUGUAAUAAAAACAGGAUGAGAGAA
Messenger RNA from Monodelphis domestica (gray short-tailed opossum), 8887 nucleotides. It is a transcript of the gene PLXND1, whose product is annotated as plexin D1. Gene Ontology annotation, molecular function: protein binding; semaphorin receptor activity. The record is from RefSeq and is a predicted model, not a curated record. Gene Ontology annotation, cellular component: plasma membrane; semaphorin receptor complex. Gene Ontology annotation, biological process: regulation of cell shape; negative regulation of cell adhesion; endothelial cell migration. Lineage: Eukaryota; Metazoa; Chordata; Mammalia; Didelphimorphia; Didelphidae.